AUGACCCUGGACGUAAUCGCAAACAUGGUCAUGGGCACCGCAAGCAGUCAUGGCAAUGAUCCCAUGUCCGCAACACCUGUUGUCAAUCUUCCCAUCGAUACAAGUAGUCCUACUCUUCCUGUUGAGACAGAUUCGUCUUCACCUUCCACUGGAUCUGCUGCUGCUACUACCGAUGCAUCGCCUACGCACACCAGUUCUUCCGCCAGUUCCGACUCGUCGUCCAAAGACGCUUCAUCUUCUGACUCAAAAUCUACCGUCUCUGCGUCAUCUACCUCCAAAUCCAAAUCUACUCCUACUCCUCAUGCUGCUGCCUUGCGUCGCGAAGUUCCUGGCGCAGGUGCAACUUUCUGA
Messenger RNA from Lentinula edodes (shiitake mushroom), 351 nucleotides. RefSeq lists its product as uncharacterized. Lineage: Eukaryota; Fungi; Basidiomycota; Agaricomycetes; Agaricales; Omphalotaceae. The transcript has a single exon. The record is from RefSeq and is a predicted model, not a curated record. Bases 1 to 351 code for a protein of 116 amino acids.